Molecule: messenger RNA, 1536 nt
Organism: Microbotryum saponariae
Lineage: Eukaryota; Fungi; Basidiomycota; Microbotryomycetes; Microbotryales; Microbotryaceae
Source: the annotation of a GenBank genome assembly
AUGCACUUCCAUCUCUGGGCCAGUGUCGUGACAUGGGCAGCACUUGUCAGGUCAGUGCAGUGCACCCCGCUGGAUGGUGUCGGGGUCGAGGAUACGCGUCGAUGGACUGGCCAGCCGACGGCGACGAUGACGAUGACGAUGACGAUGACGAUGACGAGCUGCGAGUGCCGAGUCUUUGCAGUCCAUCGCGGCCAUGAAAAGACACGCUCGGCAAGUACGGCUGACAUGCGCGACUCUGUUGCCAUCCCUAUUCUUUCAGCUCGACCUUGGCCGCUUCGGUGUGUAACGGCCACUCCGAGUUCUGCUCGAGGUCCUACUCCAACGUCUCCAUCAUCGGCACCCACAACUCGUAUGGUGUUUCGGCUGGAAAUGGUACGUGACGGCCUGGGUGGUGUGAUCGCAAAGGAGAGCACCGUACCGACUACGUACCUUGAUCAACCCAGUCGCCGCCAACCAAAACUACUCCGUCACGACCCAGCUCAACAAUGGCAUCCGCUUACUCCAGGUCAGUUCGGUUCGCUCAACCUGCAUAGACCCGUACUCCCGUACUCGGAGCUCAACCAUCGACCACGCCCACAGGUCCAAGGUCACAUGAACAACGGAUCCCUGCACCUCUGCCACACCUCGUGCUUCCUCCUCGACGCCGGCACGCUCACCUCCUACCUCACCCUCGUCAAGACCUGGCUCGACGCGAACCCCAACGAAGUGCUCACGCUCGUGCUCGUCAACUCGGACGCGAUCGCCCCUUCGACCUGGGCCGCGUCCUACGCCGCUUCGGGCAUGGACCACUACUCGUACACGCCUAGCUCGGUCCCCAUCGCGUACGACGGUUGGCCGACGUACAACUCGUUGAUCGCUUCGGGUAAACGCGCGAUCAGCUUCUUGGCUCAGAACGCAGAUUUCGAGGCCGUGCCGUAUUUGAUUGACGAAUUCACCCACGUGUGGGAGACGCCGUACGAUGUGAGCAGACGGACAACGACACGAUCUGACUUUUAUGUGUGUCAUGCUUUGGCUGACGAUCGCGAGCUUUUGUCUCAAAAGGAAACGAGCACGUCGUUCCCCUGCACCGUCGACCGCGUCACCGGAUCGUACUCGAACAAGAUGUACAUGAUGAACCACUUCCUCGGACGCAACGUCAGCCUCCUCGGUGAAACGUUCACCGUACCCGCUACUUCAUCCCUGAACCAAACCAACGCCGCAACGGGCACCGGUUCGCUCGGCGCCCAAGCGUCGUCCUGCUUCAGCCAGUACAAGUAUUACCCUACUUUCACGCUCGUCGAUUAUUAUGACGUAGGCAACGGCUCCGUAUUCCAAUACGCGGCCAAGUUGAAUGGGGUAUCGUAUACGGCGACCCAGAUUGGCAACUCGAGUAGCACGGCGGCGAAUGGUGGUCAGACUUCGGCGCCGUCGAACCCGAAUACGGAUGGCACGGUCGUUUCGACACCGCUCAGUGGCGCUCGGAAGGUCGCCGUAGGGGGUGCGAUGGCGAUCGCUUGCGUCGUGGUCGGGAUGACGGUCCUGUUGGGGCUGGUGUAG